UUUGGUUUUGCAAAUUUGAAACAACAAUGAAAUUCUUAAUCGUGUUUGCUUUGGCCUUGGCCACCUCUACGGCCUUUGUGAUUGAACCCCGUGAUGUUCUGAUGCCCGUCGUUGAAAGCGAGGGACGCAUUACUAAUGGCAAUACCGCCUCGGUGGGUCAAUUUCCUUAUCAAGCUGGUCUAUCCUUGAAGCUUAAUGCUCUCUCCUCCGCCUGGUGCGGUGGUUCUUUGAUUGGCAACCAAUGGGUUUUGACUGCUGCCCAUUGUACCGAUGGCAUUCAAUCCGUUACCGUGUACUUGGGUGCUACUGUACGCACCUCGGCUGAAGUCACCUAUACCGUUUCCAAGGAUAACAUCAUCAUCCACUCUGGCUGGAACAGCAACACCUUGAAGAAUGACAUUUCUUUGAUCAGAAUCCCAUCUGUAUCCUACAGUGCCAAGAUCCAAGCUGUUAAAUUGCCCGCCAUUGCCAAUUCUUACUCUACUUAUGCUGGUGAUUAUGUUAUUGCAUCCGGUUGGGGCCGUAUCUCGGACUCUGCCUCAGGUGUCACCAACAACUUGCAAUGGGCCCGCAUGCAAGUCAUCACCAACUCUGUGUGUGCUCAAACUUAUGGCAGCUCCAUUGUUACCUCCUCCAACGUUUGCGUCUCUACUCCCAAUGGUGUGUCCACCUGCAAUGGUGAUUCUGGCGGUCCUUUGGUUUUGGAAUCCAACAAGGUUCAAAUCGGUUUGACUUCUUUCGGUGCUGCUGCUGGUUGUGCCAAGGGUUACCCCGCUGCCUUUACCCGUGUUACCAGCUACUUGUCAUGGAUCCAGGCUAACACUGGAAUUAGCUACUAAACGAUUUUGCGAAAUAAA
Molecule: messenger RNA, 857 nt
Organism: Calliphora vicina (urban bluebottle blowfly)
Lineage: Eukaryota; Metazoa; Arthropoda; Insecta; Diptera; Calliphoridae
Product: serine protease 1-like
Exons: 1
Coding region: 27-839 (270 amino acids)
Biological process (GO): proteolysis
Molecular function (GO): serine-type endopeptidase activity
Source: RefSeq, a predicted model, not a curated record